CGUACAGUAGGGUGAGAGUGAAACAGUGUUGACAUGUCUCGUCGAGUGUGCGCGAGGACUUGCUGAAGGGUCCCUGGGCAUACGAAAUGCCGGGUUCACGCAACUCGGCAACAGCGGUACCAGGGUGCCACUUACGAGCGCAAAAUGGCUCUGGAAUGAAGAUCAGGGUCCGCGCCUCGUGUCCGCUCAUUGUUAAAGAGCGUGCUGCUGUCCGUCCGACGCACCGGCUCCGCAUCUAAUCAGAUCCGCUGUUACUCACUGAACAUUGGUCUUCAACAUGGCAUCGAACAAUCCACUCAAUGUGUACUCUGGUCCUGACGCGCUCAAGAAGUUCUUCGACCCCGAUUGCCAGCCGCCGAUUCCUCUAGUUGAGAUCCCCGCUUCUCUGAAUCCGUACCAUGGGGACGGUGUCCGGAUCUACGCGAAGAUGAUGUCGAUGCAUCCUGCGAACAAUGUGAAGAUCCUUCCAGCAAUGAACAUGCUUGCAUCUGGCGUCCAACCGGAGAAGACCAAGACAGUGGUAGAGUACAGUUCCGGCUCUACGGUAAUCUCAUUAGCUAUGGCGUCUCGGAUCUACCACGGUAUCCAGGAUGUUCGAGCUUUCUUGAGCAACAAGACGACGGCGUCCAAGUUGCGGUUGAUGCAGUUCUUCGGUCUAGACAUAACAUUGUUCGGAGGCCCUUCGCAACCCGAACCGCUGGACGAAAGAGGUGGUAUCCAGCAAGCGCGGAGUCUAGCACAGCAGGAUGAGCAAUAUUUGAAUGCGAAUCAGUACGAGAACAACGGGAACUGGCAAGCGCACAUGCGAUGGACGGGCCCCCAGAUCCUCAAGCAGCUACCGGAUAUCAACGUAGUCUGCGCCGGGCUGGGUACAUCGGGAACAAUGACUGGUAUUGGGACGUACUUCAAGACGGCUAAGCCCUCAGUGGUUAGGAUAGGAGUCUGCACAGCUGCGGGAGAUAGAGUACCGGGGCCCAGAUCCUACGCUCUUCUCCGACCAGUCGAAUUCCCCUGGCGGGAUGCUGUCGAUACCAUCGAGGAAGUAGGCUCUAUUGAUUCCUUCUCGUUGUCGUUACAGUUAUGCCGCGAAGGCCUGGUCUGUGGCCCUUCGUCAGGCUUCAAUUUGAAAGGACUUCUCAAUUACUUGGAAAAGCAAAAGGCGGCCGGAACACUAUCCGACAUAAGCGGUCCUGAUGGAUUGAUCAAAUGCGCUUUCGUGUGUUGCGACCUGCCCUACCAGUAUAUUGACGAGUAUUUCGGAAAGCUCGGCGAAGCCGCUUUCCAUCCCAUACAUAACCAGAACUUGACGACCGUGGAUUUGUAUCGCUACGACGAAGCAUGGGAGCUCGACCCAGCCAGAGCCGCAUCGGAGUUCUUCGACGGGAUGACUCCGAAGCAAGGAACUGUUCUUCUCGAUCUGCGAAAACCGGAAGACUUUGCAUCCGACCAUGUUCCGCAUUCAUACAAUCUCCCUUUGCCGAGUCUGAGCGCAACCACUUCGAGCCCAUUCUUCGAGCCUGCGGUCUUGGAGAGUCAGUGGAAGGAGCUGGAAGAUAUGUUCGCAAAAGAGAAAGUCGACUCGUAUGGGCUCGUUGGCAAGAACGUAUGCGUCACCUGCUAUGAUGGGGACACCGCACGCGUUGCUACUAGUGUUUUGCGGGCAAAGGGAAUAACAGCCAGCAGCGUCGAAGGGGGUUUCGCUGGACUGGCUUCGCAGCUUUUUAUAGACGAUGCAACAUGA
This is a messenger RNA of Trematosphaeria pertusa, 1741 nucleotides long. RefSeq names its product cysteine synthase-like protein B. The record is from RefSeq and is a predicted model, not a curated record. Gene Ontology annotation, cellular component: cytoplasm. Bases 278 to 1741 code for a protein of 487 amino acids. Gene Ontology annotation, molecular function: cystathionine beta-synthase activity; cysteine synthase activity. Lineage: Eukaryota; Fungi; Ascomycota; Dothideomycetes; Pleosporales; Trematosphaeriaceae. The transcript is spliced from 8 exons.